AGAAUGCUAAAUCAACAUAUGAUAAACUAGGAAAAGAGAGAGAUUUUCAUAAAAUGCAUCAUCAUAGAGUUUAAUAGGAGAAAAGACAAAUCAAUCAAGAUUUAGAUAAAUUAAAGGGAUUAAAAUGAAACUAAAUAUGAAGAACUAUAAUAAAAGUAUUCCCAUUCAAUUAAAGAAAAGAUGUUAUUAAAAUUAGAGAGAGAUCAAUUGAUUGCUAAGAAUGAUGCUCUUUAAAGAAAUAUAUAAAAUAUAAUCAAUCAAAUUUAAUUAUAUUUAGGUCGAUAAGAAAAUAAAUAAGGAAAAAGAACCAGGGAGUCCAACAGAUAAAUUACCUAUAGUAGAUAUAAUGUAUAUAAUUAAAAUAUGUAAUAUAAUUAUUCAUUUAAAAAUAUUGAAAAUAUCUAAUAUAAUUAUUAAUUUGAAAAUAUUAAAACAAAUAAAAAAAAGGUUAAGCAAAAGCAAAUAUACCAUUUCCCCCGAUGAUCAUCCUAAUCCUUAUACAGGGAUUUAAAUAGAACCUCAAAAUUAUAGGAAUGCGAUAUUAAAUAAAAUAUAUAAGG
This is a messenger RNA of Paramecium sonneborni, 560 nucleotides long. Lineage: Eukaryota; Ciliophora; Oligohymenophorea; Peniculida; Parameciidae. The record is from the annotation of a GenBank genome assembly.